GAAUUGAAAACGGAGAUUACCCAAAAUCUCAAAUUGACCUAAAUCAUUUAGACCAAAAAAUCAAACCGAAUUAAUUGGGUUCGAUUUUUUUGUUUAAACCGAUGUUCAAGGUGACGCACGGUAACUUGCAGAGAAAUAGAGGUCCCUCGUCUUCCAAAUUUCAUUGCUGCGUUUUAUAGAAGGGACAGAGACUUCUCACAGAUAGAGAGAAGAAUAGAGCGGGUAUCUAUAAAUACCAAUUACAAAAUUUGCCAGAUCUUGAAGACCAAUUUGAUUUAGCAAUGGCUCAGCCUCUCAUAAAGAAAGAUGACGACCGCGACGACGAAGCGGAUUAUUCUCCCUUUUUGGGAAUCGAGAAGGGAGCUGUUCUUCAGGAAGCUAGGGUUUUUAAUGACCCUCAGCUUGAUCCAAGAAAGUGCUCUCAGGUCAUCACAAAGCUUCUAUAUCUUUUGAACCAAGGAGAAACAUUCACCAAGGUUGAAGCAACAGAAGUUUUCUUUGCUGUGACAAAGCUUUUUCAAUCAAGAGAUAUAGGUUUGAGGAGAAUGGUCUAUUUGAUGAUAAAGGAGUUAUCCCCAUCGUCAGAUGAGGUUAUCAUUGUCACAAGCUCCCUUAUGAAGGACAUGAAUAGCAAGACUGAUAUGUACCGUGCAAAUGCUAUUCGUGUGCUUUGCCGUAUAACAGAUGGAACCCUACUCACCCAAAUUGAGCGAUAUUUGAAACAAGCUAUUGUUGACAAGAAUCCAGUGGUUGCUAGUGCAGCCUUGGUUAGUGGGAUCCAUUUACUACAGACAAACCCGGAGAUAGUGAAGAGGUGGAGUAAUGAGGUUCAGGAAGCUGUGCAGUCUAGAGCUGCCCUUGUACAGUUUCAUGCCCUGGCAUUGCUCCAUCAGAUACGACAGAAUGAUCGACUAGCCGUUAGUAAGUUGGUUACCAGUUUGACCAGGGGAACUGUUCGCUCUCCAUUGGCCCAAUGCCUCUUGAUACGUUAUACUAGUCAGGUUAUUCGUGAGUCAGCUGCUAACACACAAUCAGGGGACCGACCUUUCUAUGAUUUUCUUGAGGGUUGUCUACGCCAUAAGGCUGAGAUGGUGAUUUUUGAGGCUGCCAGAGCUAUUACAGAGCUCAGUGGGGUGACAAGCCGAGAAUUGACUCCGGCAAUCACUGUUCUGCAGCUCUUUUUGAGUUCUUCCAAACAUGUGCUGAGAUUUGCAGCAGUCCGCACUCUGAACAAGGUGGCCAUGACUCAUCCAAUGGCUGUCACUAACUGCAACAUUGAUAUGGAGAGUUUAAUUUCUGAUCAGAACAGAAGCAUUGCCACACUUGCAAUCACAACACUGCUUAAGACAGGAAAUGAAUCAAGUGUGGAUCGCCUGAUGAAGCAAAUAACAAAUUUCAUGUCAGAUAUUGCUGAUGAGUUCAAAAUUGUUGUGGUGGAAGCCAUAAGGUCACUUUGUUUGAAGUUUCCCUUGAAGUACAGAUCACUAAUGAACUUUUUAAGCAACAUCCUCAGAGAAGAAGGUGGCUUUGAGUAUAAAAAGGCAAUUGUAGAUUCCAUAGUGAUCCUCAUUAGAGAUAUCCCCGAAGCAAAGGAAAGUGGAUUGCUUCAUUUGUGUGAGUUCAUUGAAGAUUGUGAAUUUACAUACCUUUCAACACAGAUACUCCAUUUCUUGGGGAUUGAAGGGCCAAAGACCUCAGAUCCCUGCAAAUAUAUACGUUACAUCUACAAUCGCGUGCAUCUUGAGAAUGCAACUGUUCGGGCUGCUGCAGUGAGCACAUUAGCAAAGUUUGGUGCUUUAGUUGAUGCAUUGAAGCCACGCAUUUUUGUUCUGCUGAGACGCUGCCUCUUUGAUGGUGAUGAUGAGGUUCGUGAUAGGGCUACGCUUUAUCUUAAAACCCUUGCUGGUGAUGGUCAAGUCGUUGAAACUGAUAAAGACAUGCAAGCUUUUCUCUUUGGACCGCUAGAUAUCCCACUAGUUAACCUUGAGACAAGUUUGAAAAAUUAUGAACCUUCUGAAGAGCCUUUUGAUAUUCAUUCUGUGCCAAAGGAAGUUAAGUCUCAGCCACUUGCUGAGAAGAAAGCCCCAGGCAAGAAGCCAACUGGUCUCGGUGCACCUCCAAUUGGCCCUCCAUCUACUGUUGAUGCUUAUGAAAGGCUUCUUUCCUCCAUCCCAGAGUUCUCAAACUUUGGGAAGCUUUUCAAGUCCUCAGCACCUGUGGAGCUUACAGAAGCAGAGACAGAAUAUGCUGUUAAUGUUGUUAAGCACAUUUUUGAUGGGCAUGUUGUGUUCCAGUACAAUUGCACCAACACAAUGCCAGACCAAUUACUGGAAAAUGUUACUGUUAUUGUGGAUGCUUCAGACGCAGAGGAAUUUUCUGAGGUAGCAUCCAAGCCUUUAAGAUCUCUUCCUUACGAUUCACCUGGAGAAACUUUUGUGGCAUUUGAGAAGCCUGAGGGAGUCCCAGCAGUUGGAAAGUUUUCAAAUAUAUUGAAAUUCAUUGUUAAUGAGGUUGAUCCAACUACUGGUGAAGCAGAGGAUGAUGGUGUAGAGGACGAAUACCAACUUGAGGACCUGGAAGUGGUUGCAGCAGAUUACAUGAUGAAAGUUGGGGUCUCCAAUUUCAGGAAUGCAUGGGAAAGCAUGGGCCCUGAUUUUGAGCGUGUGGAUGAAUAUGGCCUUGGCCCAAGGGAGAGCUUGGCUGAAGCUGUUAGUGCGGUCAUCAGCCUUCUUGGCAUGCAGCCCUGUGAGGGCACAGAGGUUGUCCCUAGCAAUUCAAGGUCACACUCCUGCCUACUCUCUGGUGUUUUCAUCGGCAAUGUGAGAGUUCUUGUGAGUUUGCAAUUUGGAAUUGAUGGUCCAAAGGAGGUUGCAAUGAAACUGGCUGUCAGAUCUGAAGAUGAAUCUGUCAGUGAUGCCAUCCAUGAGAUAGUAGCAAGCGGCUAAUUGGUUAAUCAAGUGAUUGUUGCAGUCGUAUGCUUUGACUGUUAUUUCAGUUUCUGUGAAUGGGAUCAGCGGCAGAUGGCUGCAAGCAGGCAGAUAAUGCUUGUUAUAGAAAAAUCAGUCCCUUGGGACUGGGAGCUGGGCUUUUGCUAGGGGCGGUGAUUUGCAUUUACUUCAGAGCUUUUCUAGUCUUUUAAACUGGCAAUAAUAAUCGUGCAUCACGCAAAUCAGAUCCAAAAGAGGAUUCUAUUUUGUUUUCCUUUUAAAUUUUUAAGUGGGAUUAAAUAUAGGUUUCAUCAAGCUUGUUUGAUAUACUUCUGAGAUUAUCUGAUAUGAAUUUUGGGAGGCAUCGCCCUCUAUUUUGUUUCA
This is a messenger RNA of Hevea brasiliensis (rubber tree), 3311 nucleotides long. RefSeq names its product coatomer subunit gamma-2. The transcript is spliced from 18 exons. Gene Ontology annotation, biological process: intra-Golgi vesicle-mediated transport; intracellular protein transport; protein secretion. The record is from RefSeq and is a predicted model, not a curated record. The coding region runs from base 282 to 2945 and encodes 887 amino acids. Gene Ontology annotation, cellular component: Golgi membrane; COPI vesicle coat; endoplasmic reticulum. Gene Ontology annotation, molecular function: structural molecule activity. NCBI's taxonomy places the organism in Eukaryota, Viridiplantae, Streptophyta, Magnoliopsida, Malpighiales, Euphorbiaceae.